Molecule: messenger RNA, 1182 nt
Organism: Vicia faba (fava bean)
Lineage: Eukaryota; Viridiplantae; Streptophyta; Magnoliopsida; Fabales; Fabaceae
Source: the annotation of a GenBank genome assembly
AUGACUAUUACUCAAACCCUUGGCGUUGUCUUUCUCUUGUUUGCCCUAUACUGCGGUUUGGACCCAUUCAACCACAGUCCCGUUGCAAAUUUCCCUGAUUUUGAGGUCAAGAAGGUUGACAUGCCACCAUGGUCUCAACUUCCUAAUGACAUAGACCAUCACAACUUGCUGCAAAACUCUACUGUUAGAUUUUUGAAGCAAAUUCAAGGACCUGAGAGCAUUGUUUUUGACAAUCUUGGUCGUGGACCUUACACUGGCCUUGCUGAUGGUAGAAUCUUGCUCUGGAAUGACAAUAAUUGGGUUGACUUUGCUUACACUUCGCCCAAUAGGUCAUUAUGUAAGACUCUUCCUAUAGAAGCUGCCACACCAUUUAGUUAUGUGAAGACUGAACAUAUCUGUGGAAGGCCUUUAGGACUCAGAUUUCACAAGAAAACAGGUGAAUUGUACAUUGCAGAUGCAUAUCUUGGACUCAUGAAAGUUGGGCCCGAGGGCGGCUUAGCAACGUCUCUUACAACUGAAGCUGAAGGGGUGCCUCUCAGAUUUACUAAUGAUGUUGAUGUGGAUAUUGAAGGAAAUGUUUAUUUUACAGAAAGCAGUGAGAUUUAUCAGAGGAGGAAUUUCAUGCAGCUGGUAUUUUCUGGGGAUGAUAGUGGCAAGGUUUUGAAAUACAACCCUACAACAAAGGAAACCACGGUUCUUGUGAGAAACGUUCAAUUCCCAAAUGGCAUUUCCUUAAGUAAAGAUGGUUCCUUCUUUGUUUUUUCUGAAGGGACUAUUGGCAGGUUACGUAAGUAUUGGCUAAAAGGAGAAAAGGCGGGAACUUCAGAGAUCUUUGCGGUCCUACAUGGAGCUCCUGACAAUGUGAGGGUGAAUGAAGAUGGUGAUUUUUGGGUGGCAAUUCACUGUAGAAGAUCUAUGUAUGCAUACCUUACUGGUUUAUAUCCAGGGAUAAGGGGAGUUUUACUCAGGCUUCCUAUACCGACAAAGGUUCAAUACCUGUUUCAAAUUGGAGGAAAACAACAUGGUGUGAUUGUGAAGUAUAGUCCUGAAGGUAAAUUGCUGCAGAUAUUGGAGGACAGUGAGGGAAAAGUUGUUAGAGCUGUGAGUGAAGUUGAGGAGAAAGAUGGUCAACUUUGGAUAGGAAGUGUUCUUAUGCCUUUUAUUGCGGUUUAUAAAUUGUAA